AUCAACGUUUCAGUAACAUCCCCUUUUCCGCCAUCCUCCUCUCCAACCCCAACCUACCCAACAGAUCUCCCCAUCUCUCUCUCUCUCUCUCUCUCUCUCUCUCUCUCUGUGAAAAUGGCAGAAGAUAGAGAAUCCACGUCUACUGCAGGGGGUGGUCAAGAUGACCCUGUCAACGAUCCCGAAGAUCCUGCUAAGUCCCCUCCUAAUUCCCCCAAUUCUUCCACUCGCAAGGCUUGCUAUGCUGUUCUCCAAAGUUGGGUUUCAAAGAAGUUCAUGACUGGAUGUGUGGUUCUCUUUCCUGUAGCUGUGACAUUUCUUGUCACAUGGUGGUUUAUUCAGUUUGUUGAUGGUUUCUUCAGUCCCAUAUAUGAAAGGCUUGGCAUUAAUAUAUUUGGCCUUGGAUUUGUAACAUCAUUAGUUGUUGUAUUCUUUAUUGGUAUAUUUGCCUCAUCAUGGGUGGGUGGCACUGUUUUCUGGGUCGGUGAAUGGUUUAUAAAGCGAAUGCCCUUGGUAAAACACAUAUACUCGGCCUCCAAGCAAAUUAGUGCUGCUAUUUCUCCAGACCAAAAUACCACAGCUUUUAAAGAGGUUGCAAUCAUCCGCCAUCCUCGUAUUGGUGAAUAUGCAUUUGGUUUUAUCACAUCAUCAGUUGUUCUUCAGGGAAAUAAUGGGGAUGAAGAAUUAUGCAGUGUUUAUGUCCCAACAAAUCAUUUAUACAUUGGCGACAUAUUUCUUGUUAAUUCCAGGGAGAUCAUAAGACCAAAUUUGUCCAUUGGAGAAGGCAUAGAGAUCAUUGUUUCUGUGGGGAUGACAAUGCCUCAGAUGAUUGCUCCAAUUGAAAGGAUUCCUCGUCAGAAUGAUCAGAUACCUCUAAACAGAAUGAUGUAAAGAGGAGACUUUGUUUAGCACGUGCAGUGAAAUUUCUUUGAUUUCGCAUCCAGUUGAUCACAUUCUUGUAGAUUUUGAAGACAUACAUUUGGAAAGAAUGGUUGGUUGAAAGGGUGUAGUUAGUUGUGAGGCUUUGUGUAGUUCUAAUAUGGUUGAAGCAUAUUACUUAUUUGGGGAAUAUAGUUCUCUCUCUUCAGCAACAACUUUAUUUUAGUCACACUGCCUUAUGUAUGUUCAUGUAAUCACUUUUGUAGAAGGAAGUGCAGAUAUUGUAGAAUCAUAUUCAAUAUUCAAUGUUCUACUGCUCUCUCUCUCU
This is a messenger RNA of Camellia sinensis, 1204 nucleotides long. Its product is annotated as protein LIKE COV 2. NCBI's taxonomy places the organism in Eukaryota, Viridiplantae, Streptophyta, Magnoliopsida, Ericales, Theaceae. Gene Ontology annotation, cellular component: Golgi apparatus. The record is from RefSeq and is a predicted model, not a curated record.